This is a messenger RNA of Physella acuta, 819 nucleotides long. RefSeq names its product protein qua-1-like. NCBI's taxonomy places the organism in Eukaryota, Metazoa, Mollusca, Gastropoda, Physidae. The record is from RefSeq and is a predicted model, not a curated record.
AUGCCCAGUGCUAAGUGUGACAAGAUGCCCAGUGCUAAGUAUGACAAGAUGCCCAGUGCUAAGUAUGACAAGAUGCCCAGUGCUAAGUAUGACAAGAUGCCCAGUGCUAAGUGUGACAAGACGCCCAGUGCUAAGUGUGACAAGACGCCCAGUGCUAAGUCUGACAAGAUGUCCAGUGGUAGAGCACAUAAUGGCAAGCUCCAAUGGCUCAAUUGUCUGAGAUACUUAUCAGGCCAGUUAGGAUGGUGGGGGAGAGGGGUUAGAAGUGGGACAAGGGAGAAGUGGGACAAGGGAGACGUGGGACAAGGGAGAAGUGGGACAAGGGAGAAGUGGGACAAGGGAGAAGUGGGACAAGGGAGAAGUGGGACAAGGGAGAAGUGGAACAAGGGAGAAGUGGGACAAGGGAGAAGUGGGGCAAGGGAGAAGUGGGAUAAGGGAAAAGGAGAAGUGGGGCAAGGGAGAAGUGGGACAAGGGAGAAGUGGGACAAGGGAGAAGUGGGACAAGGGAAAAGUGGGGCAAGGGAGAAGUGCGACAAGGGAGAAGUGGGACAAGGGAGAAGUGGGACAAGGGAGAAGUGGGAUAAGGGAGCAGUGGGGCAAGGGAGAAGUGGGACAAGGGAGAAGUGGGACAAGGGAGAAGUGGGACAAGCGAGAAGUGGGACAAGGGAGAAGUGGGACAAGGGAGAAGUGAGACAAGGGAGAAGUGAGCCAUGGGAGAAGUGGGACAAGGGAGAAGUGGGACAAGGGAGAAGUGGGACAAGGGAGAAGUGGGACAAGGGAGAAGUGGGACAAGGGAGAAGUGGGACAAGGGAGAAGUGA